AUGGGAGCGUACCAGCCACAACCACGCCAAUACUGGCUUCUGACUUAUCCACGCACGAGUUCAAAUUUGUUAGUCAAAAUUUUGGGUCUGGAUGAGCAACCAAAUGUUAUGCAAGGCCAUCUGCAAGCUGGCUAUUACUUCUUGCCAGUACUCAAAUUGAUGAAUGGGUUGAAUCUUCACAGCCGAGGCGUGCAGGAAUGGACUGAAAACGAAAGGAAGCAAAUGAAGGAAUGUUAUCAGAGCUGUUUCAAUACAUUAAAUCAGCUUCUCGAAGAUGCUAAGAAGAAAAAUUGCUCAGUUUUCGUGAAGGAACAUUGCAAUCAUAUGGCCCACCCUGUCUCUAUCACAGAAGAGCAAAGUGGCGUCACUCUGGACGAGGCGCCGUGGAUGGUAGAUUUUCCUAAGAUAUUCGGUCAGCUCCCAACACGCUCAAAGACGAAUGAAACAGUGCUCCCGGACGGGUUUCUUCGCCAAUGGUCACCUACCUUCCUCAUCCGGCACCCUGCAUUGGCGUUUCCAUCUCGCUAUCGCGCCUCUUUGGAUUUAAAUGACGCAGGCGGAAACUCGAUUAAUGGCGACCGAGGCACAUUAGGCAUGACUCUACGUUGGUCCCGACUUCUGUAUGAAUGGUACAGUGACAACCUAACAGCCCAGGAGGCCUUCAUUGACGGGGAUGCGACCUGGCCACUUGUUCUGGAUGGAGACGACGUAAUGGCCAACCGAGAUGUUGUCCUUCGAUUUGGCGAAAUACUUCAACUCGACAAGAAAAAGAUGCGUUUUUCAUGGGAGACCGUGCCGGAGAAAGAGCAGGCUGAAAUGGAUAUGCGGAUGAAACGAUAUUUAUCGACACUGAUUGGUUCGGAGGGUAUCGUCAAGGGCAAGACUGCAGAAAAUCUGGAUAUAGACGUUGAGGCAAAGAAAUGGCAGAAAGAAUUCGGAGAAGAGGUGGCUAUUCGACUUGAGAAGUUGGUAAGAGCUGCCAUGCCAGACUACGAGUUCCUGAAUGCGAGGAAGCUCAAGGCAAAAAAUAGUCCAUUGGCUGUCUGA
Penicillium waksmanii is the source of this 1047-nucleotide messenger RNA. RefSeq lists its product as uncharacterized. The record is from RefSeq and is a predicted model, not a curated record. Bases 1 to 1047 code for a protein of 348 amino acids. The transcript has a single exon. Lineage: Eukaryota; Fungi; Ascomycota; Eurotiomycetes; Eurotiales; Aspergillaceae.